Messenger RNA from Verticillium alfalfae VaMs.102, 2292 nucleotides. RefSeq lists its product as hypothetical. The transcript has a single exon. Bases 1 to 2292 code for a protein of 763 amino acids. The record is from RefSeq and is a predicted model, not a curated record. Gene Ontology annotation, molecular function: polyubiquitin modification-dependent protein binding. Lineage: Eukaryota; Fungi; Ascomycota; Sordariomycetes; Glomerellales; Plectosphaerellaceae. Gene Ontology annotation, cellular component: VCP-NPL4-UFD1 AAA ATPase complex.
AUGGGUGACAUUGACCCUCAAGACAAUAAUACCUCGAUCAACUGGUCUGCGUCAUUUUCCGUUGUCUCGCCAGUGAGAAGCGCAUCGAAGGACCUUCGUGGAGAUAAGAUCCUCCUUCCUCAAUCAGCUCUGGAACAGCUUCUCGCAGCCUCCCCGUCUUCGCCAACUCAUCCAAACCAGACUUUCUCCUCGUCACGCGUCGCUUUCAAUCCCUACGCCACCCACCAAUCUGGACCCUACCGCGAGACCUCCCAACUCCCGAAUCCCUUAACCUUUCGCCUCGUCAACCCGAUCAACGGAAAUGCCGUCCAUGCUGGAAUACGCGAGUUCUCUGCCGAAGAGGGGCAGGUCGCCUUGGGGCCAUACCUGAUGGAAGCCCUGGGUAUCGACAGCAGCAUGUUCGCGAGCGAGAGUGACACCGACAGUGAGGCCCACAUGACGAGCGACCAAAGCAAAGCCUACCCGCGAAUCACGAUUCACGCAAAAUAUCUACCCAAAGGCACGUACGUUCGGCUACGUCCCCUCGAAGCAGGCUACAACCCCGACGACUGGAAGUCUCUCCUCGAGCGCCAGCUGCGCCAGAGCUUCACUACCCUGACAAAAGACGCUGUUCUUGCCGUUCGCGGUGUCAAGGGAGAACAAUUCCAAUUUCUUAUCGAUAAAUUCUCUCCCGAAGGCGAUGGUAUAUGUGUUGUCGACACUGAUCUCGAGGUUGAUAUAGAAGCUCUCAACGAGGAGCAGGCUCGCGAAACUUUGCGUCAGAUAAUGGCGCAAGAAGAGACAGAAGGCGACAACGGAAGCUCCAAAGGCGGCAAGCUAGACAUUUGGAAGCCCAUCGAUGGCCAGGUUGUGCCCGGUCAAUAUAUCGAUUUCCAGUUGCCAUCUUGGAACAGAUCUGCUCCCUUGACAAUUGAGCUUUCCGGCAUAUCCAAUCCCGAUUCGCUUGACUUGUUUGUCAGCCCAAAAUCGUCUAGACAACGGGCUUUGCCACGCGAUUCAGAGCACGUAUUUGGCGAGAUAUCUGUCGCACGGAGUGGCAUGAAGACCAUUUUUCUCAACCCUACAAAUGUCGAUCUUGAAGAAGCAGACCAGCUACUGAUCGCAGUACACGGAUAUCCAAAUUCAGUUAUGUCGGGUUCAGCCACUCUGUCCUUUACACUUCGGGCAAGGUCUGGUGCUGUCGUUUCCGACCCUCCAUCUAUCAUGUCGGGUGAUUCUAGCACAUCGCACUCAUUGGACGACGAGCAAUGCAAGAAUUGUCGGCAGUGGGUGCCGAAGCGAGCCAUACUUCUGCACCAAAACUUCUGUCUACGCAAUAACGUCAUCUGUCCGAGGUGCGAAUCGGUAUUCAAAAAGGGUUCCCCUGAAUGGGAAGCGCACUGGCACUGCGAAUUAGACGACGACUUUGGAGAUACAGCUGCCAGCAAAGCCAAGCAUGACGCUCAGCGACACAGCGAGUGUCAGUGUUCUUCUUGUGGCAUGACUGUACCAUCCUUGGUCGAGCUGGCCCUUCACAGGACCAGUGUCUGCCCUGGCAAGCUGAUUCUCUGCAGGUUUUGUCACCUCGAAGUGCCGCAGGAGGGAGAUCCCUUGAACCCAUCAGCCGAGGUUAUCUUAUCUGGUCUUUCUGCGCAUGAGGUCGCUGAUGGGGCACGAACUACCGAGUGCCACCUAUGCAACAAAAUUGUUCGUAUGCGUGACAUGUCUGCCCACAUGAAGCACCACGAACUUGACAAGGUGUCGCGGCGUAAGCCUGACGUGUGUCGCAAUGCAAAUUGCGGUCGCACACUACACGGCGUCGGGCCUUCAGGAGCUGUUAGCGCGGGCACGAUGAUGGGACAGGGUCCUGGCAAUGACAUUGGUCUUUGCUCGCUAUGUUUCGGUCCACUUUAUGUCAGCAUGCACGAUCCAGAGGGAAAGGCGCUUCGCCGGCGCAUUGAACGACGUUACCUGUCACAAAUGAUGACGGGCUGCGGCAAGUCGUGGUGCGCCAACCAGUGGUGUAAGACCGGCCGCGCAAACGCAGCCCUGGAAGCCAAAGCUGCAAGUGCCCAGGCUGUCUUGCCGCUUGUGAAGCCACUGGUGGAGAAUGUCCCGCGGCUGGAUGAGCCCCUUUUCUUCUGUGUCGAUGAAAGAAACCAGAGGAGCAGGAAGAUGGCAGAGAUGCUUGCUAGUGAGAAUGUAUGGGAACACGAAUGGUGCAUAGCGGCGUGCGAAGCGGCCGCAGGGGACUUAGACAAGGCGCGGGAGUGGUUACAUAACUGGGCACCCAUGAAGGGCGUUGGUGCAUAG